Molecule: messenger RNA, 3276 nt
Organism: Perognathus longimembris pacificus (Pacific pocket mouse)
Lineage: Eukaryota; Metazoa; Chordata; Mammalia; Rodentia; Heteromyidae
Gene: Igfals
Product: insulin like growth factor binding protein acid labile subunit
Exons: 1
Coding region: 820-2877 (685 amino acids)
Cellular component (GO): extracellular matrix
Molecular function (GO): protein binding
Source: RefSeq, a predicted model, not a curated record
GUGGCUGCCCAGCACUAAGGGGUUAAGGGAGCCAGGAGCAUGGGGCAGGGCUGGCCAGCAGGCUGUCCCAACAGUGGGGGAAUCCAGAGGGCAGGAGCUGCCGGCCCAGCAGACCGCCCUCGUCCCCUGCAGCCGGCAGUCCACUGCAUGAGAUGGCCCUGAGGAGAGGUGAGGACGCUGGCUGUGAGGGUGGCCGCCCGUGGGGAGGCUCCUGGUGGGUGGCUGGGCACAGUGGGCUGGGCUGGCCGCAGGGGUCUCUGCUCCCUCCUCCCUGGUGGCACGGGGUUGUGGGGAUGAGCAUUCUCUGGAUGCCCCUCAGGGCCCACACAGCAAGGGGGCUGAGCAGGGCGCUGCCUGCCAGCGUUUUCUCUCUGGGCCUGGCCCGGAUGGUUAGGAGAGGGUGUGAGGGUGCCACUGGACACCUGGGACAAGCCCACCGAGUCAGGACCUGGGACCACUGCUAGCUGCCUGGUCACAGUGAAGAGCAGCGGUGGGAGGUUGGCGGAGACCUUGCGUGCGCCGCACCCAGCGCAGGUAUAGGGCACUGCUAGCUGGGUCACUGGGGCCUGAUGCCCAGUGAGGGCAAUAUGGGGUCCCCAUCUGCCCGAGGCCUGUGUCCCACUCUCCACUAACCCACUGCUUAUGGGGCAGGGGUUUCUGGCUCAUUGUCCAGCCACCAUGAGCAACAAGUAAAUACACCAUCCAGGUCAACUCUAGAAUGUUCUGGAAAUGACCAGAUCUUGGCUAGCAGCUUGGUCCCCUCUAUCUCCCAGGCCAACGUGGCAGCCUGGCUAGGCCUGCGUGCAUACCUCUGGUGACAUGGACUGCCACACAGCUUCACAAGAGGGGCCCAGGAUGCCUCAGCACCAAGCCCCCAGUGUCCCCAGCAGUGCCGGUUCCAUGGGGCGGGAAGACGCAGUCAGCUUCUGUGCCCUGAGCUGGGUCGUCCUGCCGGCUACUGCCCAGGAUCUAAUUAAGACGACCAGGGCUGUUUCCAAUGAAACCAAGACUUGGGAAGAUCCAAUGAAACCAGGACCAGCACUGCUUUGGCGCCCCUCACCGAGCCUUCUCCCCACAGGAGCCACGGCCCUGCUGGCACUGCUGCUCUCCUGGGCGGCACUGGGUCCCCAUGGCCUGGAGGGGGCAGAGCCUGGCACCCCAGAGGACCCAGAGGGCCUGCAGUGCCCGGCUGCCUGUACCUGCGGCCAUGACGACUACACAGGGGAGCUCAGCGUCUUCUGCAGCGCCAGGAACCUCACCCGGCUCCCUGACGGCAUCCCGGAUGGCACCAAGGCCCUGUGGCUUGACGGCAACAACCUCUCUUCCAUUCCCCCGGCGGCCUUCCGGAACCUCUCAGGCCUGGACUUCCUCAACUUGCAGGGCAGCCAGCUGAGCCGCGUGGAGCCCCAGGCGCUGCUGGGCCUGCACAACCUGUACCACCUGCACCUGGAGCGGAACCGGCUGCGGACCCUGGCUGCCGGAGUGUUUGCACACACGCCGGGCCUGGCCUCCCUCAGCCUUGGCAACAACCUCCUCACCCGGCUGGAAGAGGGCCUCUUCCGGGGCCUGGCCCAGCUGUGGGACCUCCACCUCGGCUGGAACAGCCUGGUGGUGCUGCCCGAUGCCGUGUUCCAGGGCCUGGGCAACCUGCGUGAGCUGGUGCUGGCUGGCAACAAGCUGGCCUACCUGCAGCCGGCGCUCUUCUGCGGCCUGACCGAGCUGCGGGAGCUGGACCUGAGCAGGAACGCGCUGCGCAGCGUCAAGGCCAACAUCUUCGUGCAGCUUCCCCGGCUCCAGAAGCUCUACCUGGACCGCAACCUCAUUGCUGCAGUGGCGCCUGGGGCCUUCCUGGGCAUGAAGGCCCUGCGCUGGCUCGACCUGUCCCAUAACCGCCUCUCUGGCCUUCUGGAGGACGCUUUCCCUGGCCUGCUGGGCCUGCACGUCCUGCGCCUGGCACACAACGCCAUCGCCGGCCUCCGGCCCCGCACGUUCAAGGAUCUCCACUUCCUGGAGGAGCUGCGGCUCAGCCAUAACCGCAUCCGCCAGCUGGCGGAGAAGACGUUCGAAGGCCUGGGGCAGCUGGAAGUGCUGGCGCUCAAUGAUAACCAGAUCCAGGAGGUGAAGGUGGGCGCGUUCCUUGGCCUUGCUAAUGUGGCCGUCAUGAACCUCUCGGGCAACUGUCUGCGCAGCCUCCCUGAGCAGGUGUUCCAGGGCCUGGGCCGGCUGCACAGCCUGCACCUGGAGAGCAGCUGCCUGGGCCGCGUGCGUGCGCACACCUUCGCCGGCCUCGCCGGGCUGCGCAGGCUCUUCCUCAGGGACAACAGCAUCUCCAGCAUCCACGAGCAGAGCCUGGCCGUGCUGCCAGAGCUCCUGGAGCUGGACCUCACGUCCAACCAGCUCACGCACCUGCCCCCUCGACUCUUCCAGGGCCUCAGCCAGUUGGAGUACCUGCUCCUCUCUCACAACCGGCUGGCCACGCUGUCUCCUGGCCUCCUGAGCCCCUUGCGGCGGGCCUUCUGGCUGGACCUCUCGCACAACCUCCUGGAGGCCCUGGCUGACGGCCUCUUCUCUCCGCUGGGGCGCCUGCACUACCUCAGCCUGAGGAACAACUCCCUGCACACAUUCCUGCCACAAGCCCUUGGCCUGGAGCGCCUGUGGCUGGAGGGCAACCCCUGGGACUGCCGCUGCCCCCUCAAGGCGCUGCGAGACUUCGCCCUGCACAACCCCGGUGUCGUGCCCCGCUCUGUGCAGGCCAGGUGCGAGGGGGACGACUGCCAGCCCACGUACACCCACAACAACAUCACUUGUGCCAGCCCUGCGAGCGUCUUAGGCCUGGACCUGCGGGAUGUCCCUGAGGAACACUUUGCACAUUGCUGACCAGGGUCCCCGCGUGGCCUGUCCCGUGGUCAGGAAGAGGCCUCGCUGUUCCCAGAAGGACGAGCUCUUCACUCACAGGAGACAGACGGCCUUGGCAGCUAUGCGGCCUGGGCUCAGGCAGUGGGAUUGAGCCCAGUGUAGUGGGCAUGGGCACAGGGACAGUGGGAAUGAGCACAGGGCAGUGGGCAUGGGACAGUGGGAACAGACAGGUGCCCAGGGCUUGGCCAGAGGGUGGGGACUCUCUGGGCAAACAUUAAAAGUGUACAAGACCCAUGGCACGUGACAGUGAGCUAUGCGAUACAGGGGAGGCAUCACCUGGGGUCCCCCGUCCACCUCCCUUUUUCCUCUUGGCUCUCUGCCUAAGUGUGAAGCCUGUGCCUUGGUGGUCUCAGGAGCCAC